Capronia epimyces CBS 606.96 is the source of this 507-nucleotide messenger RNA. RefSeq lists its product as uncharacterized. Lineage: Eukaryota; Fungi; Ascomycota; Eurotiomycetes; Chaetothyriales; Herpotrichiellaceae. Gene Ontology annotation, cellular component: mitochondrion; nucleus. The coding region runs from base 1 to 507 and encodes 168 amino acids. The transcript is spliced from 2 exons. Gene Ontology annotation, biological process: mitochondrion organization. The record is from RefSeq and is a predicted model, not a curated record.
AUGGCUCGCCAACGUGGUCCCGCGCGCUCUGCGCCUUCCAGGCCGACGGCCGCUCCAGCUCCUCGGUCUGUAGCGCCACAACAGCAGCACCGACCCAUGUCGACCACAGCUGCAGCCCCUGCUCAGCAACAAGCUGCUCACCCGCCGCCGGCUCAGGCUCAGGCGUCUCAGGGGCCAGGGCUGUUUGGUCAGAUGGCCAGCACAGCUGCCGGCGUCGCAGUCGGCUCUUCCAUCGGCCACGCCAUCGGCGGUUUCUUCAGCGGUGGCUCUUCUUCCGCCCCGGUCGAACAACAGCAACAGCUUCCCACCGACUCUUACUCCCGCACCGGCCAAGCCAUGGAUAAUGCCUUGUACACUCAAUCCUCGUCGUCCGACGCUACGGGUCCUUGUGCCACCGACAUCAAGAGCUUUACCGAUUGCAUGAACCAGAACCAGGGUAACAUGACCAUCUGUGGUUGGUAUCUGGAGCAAUUGAAGGCAUGCCAGCAAGCUGCCAGACAAUACUGA